AUGGGAUCAUCGUCAGAUUUUGUUUUAUCCAGGUGGCAAGCGGCAGCUGUAUGGCUACCUAACAACAAAAAGAGAUUUGGAUUUCUUCAAUCAGCAUUGCCAAGGGAAAUCGAAGUUGUGUUAUGGGGUAGGGGUGGAGAUGUGAUUAUAUUACUGAGUGAAUCAAAAGUGGUCCCUGUAGUAGUUGACAAGCUGCACUUUUGGCUUUUGAUGUGGGAAGAUGGAUAUUUUGACACAAUGAAAGUUCAAGAUUCCAUGGAAGACUUAUUUGCUGAGACAAUGUUCAGAAACUUAGUAGAAACAUCUUCACAUAACACAUAUAAUGGAACUUCAGGUGGAGAUGUUGUUGAAGUAGCAUUUGUUUACAUGUCAACCUUUCAGUAUGCAUUAGGUGAAGGGGUUUUUGGUGAUGUAGCAUAUAUAAGGAACUCUCACUGGAUUUAUGCAAAUCAUGAAUCACCAGGGGAAACACUCCGGUUCCUGAGAUGA
Lactuca virosa is the source of this 489-nucleotide messenger RNA. The record is from the annotation of a GenBank genome assembly. Lineage: Eukaryota; Viridiplantae; Streptophyta; Magnoliopsida; Asterales; Asteraceae.